This is a messenger RNA of Prunus mume (Japanese apricot), 1372 nucleotides long. Its product is annotated as lipid phosphate phosphatase 2. Gene Ontology annotation, molecular function: phosphatidate phosphatase activity. Lineage: Eukaryota; Viridiplantae; Streptophyta; Magnoliopsida; Rosales; Rosaceae. The record is from RefSeq and is a predicted model, not a curated record. Gene Ontology annotation, cellular component: membrane. Gene Ontology annotation, biological process: phospholipid dephosphorylation; phospholipid metabolic process.
UCCUGGUCACAUUUUAUUCCAAGCGUCGGUUCUCUUAACAGUAAUAGUUUGUAUUGUAUCGGAGUGUUUGGUUUGGCUCGUACAAUGCCUUGGUGGGAUUUGGGAUCGCUUUCUCGUCUUAAAAACUUCAGUGGCCUCUUUCAGGAUGUGUCAAGCAAGAAGCCGGAGAUUUCUGCUGUUAAUAGUGAUUCAUUUACACCCAUUGACCUUCCAUUGAUAGGACACAGGGAGGAUGAGAAUAAAAUGCAGGAAGUUCAGCUUGGUUCGCAUACUGUAAGGUCCCAUGGGAUGACAGUUGCAAGGACACACAUGCAUGAUUGGGUGAUACUAAUGCUUCUUGGGUUGAUAGUUGUCAUCCUGAAUGUGAUUCAUCCCUUUUAUCGCUUUGUGGGAAAAGAUAUGAUGACUGAUCUUAAAUAUCCCUUGAAAAGUAACACCGUGCCUGUUUGGGCCGUUCCUAUUUAUGCAGUUGCACUGCCCAUAGCAAUUUUUGUUGUUGUCUAUUUUCGUAGGAGAGAUGUCUAUGACCUUCACCAUGCCAUACUAGGUCUCUUAUUCUCUGUUCUGAUAACUGCGGUUAUUACAGAUGCUAUAAAAGAUGCAGUUGGUCGACCCCGGCCAGACUUCUUUUGGCGUUGUUUUCCAGAUGGAAAGGAUGUGUACGAUCAAUUGGGAAAUGUUGUAUGCCAUGGUAAGAAGAGUGUCAUAAAGGAGGGGCACAAGAGUUUUCCAAGUGGCCAUACUUCAUUUUCCUUUGCUGGUCUAGGAUUUCUCUCACUGUAUUUGUCGGGUAAAAUAAAAGUAUUUGAUCGCAAAGGCCAUGUUGCAAAGCUGUGCAUUGUAUUUCUUCCUCUACUUUUUGCAUCACUAGUCGGCAUUUCUCGUGUAGAUGACUACUGGCACCACUGGCAGGACGUGUUUGCUGGAGGUCUCCUAGGAUUUAUAGUUGCUACAUUUUGCUAUCUGCAGUUCUUUCCACCCCCAUAUCAUGCUCAAGGUUGGGGCCCUUAUGCUUACUUCCAGGUGUUGGAGGAGUCACGUUCGGUGACACAAGCAGGGGUUGAGAAUCAAGAAGACGAAACUAGCAUCCAUGGAUGCAUGGGGUUAUCAUUAGCACAUAAUUCUGGUUCAGCAUUGGAAGAACUGGAAUCUGGGAGGAGAUAGUUUUGCACACGAAGGUUACUUUAAAGUUUGGAGCUCUCGGGGAUCGACUCCUGGCUGUGUACAUUUUGUAGAGCAAUGCCACGACCUAAAUUGAUAGGAACUGUACCUUCUCUUCCAAGCUUGGCCUCAGGAAUUUUUGAAGGACUCUGUUUAUAUUCAUACUUAAUAUGAUUGUUGGUAUAUAAAUUUUCUGCUAGUAUUUUAUUUA